This is a messenger RNA of Cladocopium goreaui, 3110 nucleotides long. NCBI's taxonomy places the organism in Eukaryota, Dinophyceae, Suessiales, Symbiodiniaceae. The record is from the annotation of a GenBank genome assembly.
AUGGGUGUGCUGUUUCAUUUGGCCUUGAUAUUCCCGUUGCUGUGGCCAGCCAUCGCGGCGUAUGACAAUGGCCUCCCUAAUGGCACAUGUUUUGACACUGCCAUCCCUGAAAACCUCCGCAAGAACCUGACCACUCCUCAGGGAGAGUCGGUGCCGAUUACUUUCCUGUUGGCAGGAUGGAGUUCCGCCCAAGUCACCAGCUCCGUGAUUGAAAUCCUAUUGACAGAGGUCAUGGGGUACAACAUUGCUAUUGGCAAUCGACCACCAGCUUCAAGUGUGGAUUCCAUCUACUGCAUGCUGGGUUGUGCAACCUGGUGGAAUAACACUAAUCGUGGAUGUGAAACCAGGAAGAUCAUUCAUCAUGUGAUGGUUGAAAGCUGGUAUCUUGGCUUUCCCCAUGUCUUGGACUUGUUGGCUGAGAUGUACCAGGACGAGAUGCCGUUCAGCGCAGGUGACAUGGGAUAUCCGGGUACCGCUGGUGGAUAUCUUCCAGCGGCCCCCUUGACCCAAGCACUAAAUACCACAGGCGUUCCGUUUGAGUACUACAAGAACUGGGAUGCAGCUUGGUUCACGCCCUCGGACUACUUCGUGAAUCUGACGGCUGUUGACACAGCAGACUUCAUGAAAUGCAGCGAAACCACGAUGCACGACAACGUCACCGCAUAUACCUUCUUCAAAAUCAGCGGUGAUACUGACGGUGUCGUCAUCACUGAGGAAAAUGGAGUGAAGACGUACAAACUUCUUUGCCAGGACGAGUACUUUUGGCGCCCCAGCAGCUGCAGAAGUGACCCAAGCAAAUGCGUCGUGUUUGUGACUGGCGGGGAUGGUUGGGACAUUCCGCAUGCACCGCAGAGGGCAGCAGCAUAUAACAUGCCAUUCGCCAUUGGGGUGGCUGCUUCAUGGAGCAAGUACUUGGAAGUGCCUGGGAAGUACAAGUCGAUGUACUUCUACUGGUGGACCCCAGAUGAUUCCUUCAUUGAAAUGCAGCCCACCAAGCUGAUCUUGCCAACUUACGAUGCCUAUGCUUGGACCCUGAGCGAUUACACCACCGCUGCGGCAGAUAUAAAAACUGCAAAGAUCGUACCAAAAGAUUUGACUAUAAUGGCUCCUGAUGUGGUGAAGCUCCUGGCCGCCAGCUUGUUUGAUAGCGCGGCAGUGGACAGCAUGAUGCUCAACAUGAAAACCAACUCACUGACCCGGGAACAAGCUGCUUGUGCCUGGUUGAAAGGCAACGAUGUUCGGUGGAACAUGUGGAUUCCAGAUUCCACCAAGUGCGACCCUGGCUUUGGGCUUUACGAUGACGCCACGGAGGUCUUCACUGCCCAGCGAACCACAGCCACGACUUGCAGGGCUUGCCUUCCAGGGAUGCUUUCCAAGGCCUAUUCCGAUGAUUCCGGCCCCACCUACGUUUGCGAAGCUUGUCCUGCGGGCCAGCAACAGCUGGGAGCCGGCGAAAUGGCUUGUGAUCCUUGUCCUUUGGGCACGUCCAAGUUAAACCAGUCCCCAGAGGAGUGCGCGCUCUGUCCGGCAGGCCAAUACCAGGACGAGGAAGGAGCUUUUCAAUGCAAGAAGUGCCCGCCAGGAACAACGACCAUGAUUUUGGGAAUGAAGUCAAUUUCAGGAUGUGGUUGCAAGGCUGGCAGCAUCGAUGUCUCUGAUUUGAACUCUCCACUCCGGACUGCAGCCGAUUGCCAAGCCUGCACCGCCGGUCUUGACUGCCCCACCAUGUCGACAGUAGCAGCGCUCAAAGCUGGUGUGUCUCCCGUGGGUGAGGAGUUUACGCCCAUGGUCAUCGAAGGCUACUUCAGCACCGAGUCGAAACCGAUUGAGCUGUUCAAGUGCUCGAGCCCAGUCGAAUGCCCAGGCGGAAAGCCUGACACUUGUGGUGGAGAUCGCAUUGGGGUUCCUUGUGGCGAAUGUCCGGCUGCGACCUAUUGGGCCGGAUCGAAAUGCUCAGGAUGCACCGCAUGGUCUGCGAUUGGUUGGAUUUUGUGCAUUGCGCUCAUCUUCGCAGGCCUGGUGGGGGCUUACUACUUCUUGAACUCGGCUGUGACGGCAAAGGCUUCCACAUUGGUCAGCACGACAUGCGCAGUUGGCAUGAUGAUCAACAUGCUCCAAAGCCUGGGGAUCAUUGGAACGAUGACGGUGGGAUGGCCAGUGAGCCUCAAAGGCAUCUGGGGCUUCUUGCAGGUCUUUACCUUUGACAUUGACGGCUUUGCAUUUGCUUGCAUUGCCGGUGAAAACCCAGUGGCACGCUACAUUUUACUGGUCCUGUUCUUCCCAGCCGGGCUUCUUUGGUUGAGCCUCUGCGGCGUUGUUUCCAAAGUCAAAGCAAAAUGGGCUUGGGACACGACCAAACUUCGAAGUACCAUGGGCCAGUUCAUGCAGGACCUUGCCUUCACUUUAACUUACCAGUAGUACCCGCACGAGAUUUUCCUGUCGAGCUACUAUGGUCUUCAAGUGGUAGCCAGCGGUUUUGCCUGCAGCCCUGCGGCUUGGAAGUGCAGCCAACUAAGCAGCAAACAUUUCAUUGCAAAUCUUCAGAUGCUUCUGGGGUAGUCUUUCAGCUGCCCCGCAUAUCUACACGUUACGGCGUAGGCAAGGCAACAGUCUAUCGAAAAAAACGGCUUUGCAGUACUGUGACUUGCUUUGAGCAUGGUCAGUCAGCAUGACAUGCUGUGAUGCUUUGCAGAUCUUUGGAUUGUCAUGACUUUGUUGAAGAGAUUGAAAGAGUUCAUGUAUGAUGGAUGCAGUGCAUCCUGCGUUUGCGAGAUUUUCAAUUCGCAACAGCAACAAUUUAAAUUAACAAAUGCAAAAACUACUCGAGUUCGUGGAUUUGUCUUGAAUCUCUUUCUCCACCCCAGGGACAUCAUUCAGAGACCAAAGGCUUUAGUAACUUGGAGGACUCGUGAUUCAAGGUGGGUGCUCGAUGAGCGCCUGAUCUUCACGGAUUUCGCCACGAGGUUGUCAUGAGCAGAAUCCAACCCCGCAGGCUUGCCACAUUGCAUCUUGGGGGUCCAGACUCUCGGUGCUUCAGCGUUUAGCAUUUGCUUAGAAAACAGUGUGGUGAGUGUACAGCCGAUUUCGAUGCGGGCAAAAGCGCAAUCUAG